This is a messenger RNA of Monopterus albus (swamp eel), 3015 nucleotides long. RefSeq names its product cytochrome c oxidase assembly homolog 15 (yeast) (gene cox15). Bases 101 to 1330 code for a protein of 409 amino acids. The transcript is spliced from 9 exons. The record is from RefSeq and is a predicted model, not a curated record. Gene Ontology annotation, cellular component: mitochondrial inner membrane. NCBI's taxonomy places the organism in Eukaryota, Metazoa, Chordata, Actinopteri, Synbranchiformes, Synbranchidae. Gene Ontology annotation, molecular function: oxidoreductase activity, acting on NAD(P)H, heme protein as acceptor. Gene Ontology annotation, biological process: heme A biosynthetic process.
CUGUAUAUGGCGGAAGCCUUAGUAAACAUAAAGGUGUAGGUUAACGGCUUUUAGCUUUUAGCUAAUCUUCAUUUUUACAACCAAACUUAGAGGCACAAAGAUGUUACGCUCUUCGUUACCUACAACAGUUUUUUGCCAUUGGAGAAGUGCUUGCAAAGGACUUCAUCACAGCAGUCAUCAGCGGAGUCCACAACUACGACAGUGGAUUGUGAAAAGAUGUCAGAGCACCAUCACAGCUGAAGCAGGGGCCUCUCCCUGCCCAGGAGCGUCUUCAGUCCCCAAUGCAGCAACAAAUCGCAUAGUUGGUCGCUGGUUACUCGGCUGCAGCGGGCUGGUGGCUGGGGCUAUUGUUUUGGGUGGUGUCACAAGACUAACAGAAUCUGGGCUUUCUAUGGUUGACUGGCAUUUAGUGAGAGAGAUGAGGCCACCUCAGUCACAAGCAGAGUGGGAGGCUGAGUUUUCCAAGUACCAGCAGUAUCCUGUUUUCAAAAUAAUGAACCGUGACAUGACACUGCCAGAGUUUAAGUUUAUUUUCUACAUGGAGUGGGGUCACCGUAUGUGGGGCAGACUGGCUGGACUUGCCUACAUCCUCCCCACCAUUUACUUCUGGAGGAAAGGAUACUUCACUCGCUCCAUGAAGGGAAACGUUCUGGGGCUUUGUGGGUUUGUCGUCUUCCAGGGUCUUCUUGGGUGGUAUAUGGUAAAAAGCGGCCUGGAGGAAAAGCCUGAGUCUCAUGAUAUUCCACGGGUCAGCCAGUAUCGUUUAAGUGCUCACCUUGGUUCUGCCUUGCUACUCUACUGUGCCAGUCUCUGGACAGGGCUUACUCUGCUGUUGCCUGCACAAAAGAUGGCAGAGACCAGACACCUCAUGCAGCUCAGGAGGUUUGCCAAGGGUACUGGUGGACUGGUCUUCUUUACUGCUCUCUCUGGUGCUUUUGUUGCUGGUUUGGAUGCUGGGCUGGUGUAUAAUUCCUUCCCUAAGAUGGGAGAUAGGUGGAUUCCUGAUGAUCUGCUUGCUUUUUCUCCAACCCUCAAGAACUUCUUUGAAAAUCCCACAACUGUGCAGUUCAAUCACAGAAUUUUGGGAAUCUCUUCUUUGAUGGCAAUUACGGGUCUUUAUCUAUUCUCAAGAAGGAUGGUGCUGCCCAGGAGGGCUAAGAUUGCCAUCAGCCUCCUUGCAGCAAUGGCCUACGGACAGGUUGUCCUUGGUAUCAGCACCCUGUUGUUUUAUGUCCCUACACCACUGGCUGCAACACAUCAGUCAGGGUCUGUGGCUCUUCUGUCCUUUGCCAUUUGGGUUCUGGCAGAGCUCCGCAAGAUUCCUAAGUAAAAGUCUGGUCUCCCUUGGAUAAAUCCAGUCCCUGCUAGCCACAGCUCGUACUUCUGAGAGCCAGCUGUGUCAUUUUGGAUGAGGCAUUCAGAGAAAAAAGUGACAAUGUUCAUUUAACACUCGACUUUUAUGCCUCUGUCCUGUAGUGCUGCAACAUAAUCUUCAUGUCGUGACAUUAUUUGAUUAAAAACAUUUUUUUUACAAAACUACAUCACGACUGUCGAUGAGUAACUGAAGAAAACCCUUUUUGGACGUGUGUCCUCAUAAGAAGAUUACAACUUGUCAACAGAAAAUGAGGUGUCUUGUUUCACAAGGAAUUCAAAAAAUAUGCAAGAUUGAGGUUUUUAUGCAACUUUAAUGACAGUGACAGGAGACUUAAGUAGAAUAAAAUACUGUUUUUGUUGAUGUACACAGUUUUAACAGGACAUUUUCAAAGAAUAUUUGGUCACUCACCUGUUACCCUUGUGUCUGCUCAUACAACUGCCUGUUAGCUGAAUCAGAUGUGGCUGUUGGGAUUAUAUGUAUAAUUAUGUUUAUAUUUAACCAUUUCUUGCCAACAUCACCAAGUAAAAAGGUAAAAAGAAGUGGAAUCUUGAUUGCGGUUUUGUACUGUCUUAAGAUGUGAAGCUGAAAGCACUGUCUUAUUUUAAUAAAGGCAGUUAUGUACAGCCUUUGAAAUUCAAACUACAGUCCAGUUUGCAUAGUAACUGUGAUUUUUAUUGUCUCUGUACAAAAUAUACACAUUUUGAAUCCGCAACCAGUUGAGGUUCGCUAACUAGACAGUACAGUGGGUUACUAGGUUUUCAUUGUUUAGACACAGUAUAUGCAGGUAUAGACAGGUUUUACUUGUGGUCAGGAAUGGAAGUUAAAAACUGUUGACAAGGAACAAUCAGAGCCAUGUUUUCCCUAGAAAAUAAAUGUUAAUAAAAGCCGAACCAAAAAAUAAAGAAAAUGCAGGGUUGGAAGUGCAUAUUGUCAGCAGGGCUGUAGUGCACCCUUAUGCUGUGCUCUGAGAGGAAUGAGAGGUUGAAUAAGUGGCAAGGUGCUGAUACGUAGUGGAGAGCAUUAUUGCUGUUCUAUGUCAGUCUGCAUUUAUAAGACACUGCAGUCAAUUUAUUCAUGGCUCGAGUGCCUCUGGUACCUACACCACCUUGGAUUUAAUAGUAGUUCUCAUAUGAAAAGCGAAUUAAUAAGUGGUUGCAGAUUCUUCUAAAAUUAUUCAUGAGUGCCUAAGGUGUGCAUUCACAAACUAAAAUUACACUUCAUUUUGGACAGUGUGCAGGUAAACCAUGUUGCCAGUUUAUAUCAUUUUAUCUCUGAUUGUCCCUUGCCCCAUUUACCAAACAUCAGCUCCCUCUCGCCUCACCCACAGGUGGGUUGUCUUACCUUACUGUGGCUUUAUUUACCUCUUAAAUUUAAAUAUUCUCUUUGGUGUUACAGAAAGAGGGAGAAUGAGGAAUGAACAGGCAGGCAUAAAAAAACAAAACUGGUGUUGACCCACACACGCACACGCACACACACACACACACACACACACACACACACUAUGCCUCUUUAAAACUGAAUGAGCCUAAUUUAAUGCAACAAUAGUUUAGAGACAUUUUGUGAAGUGGUACAACCCCUAAUCAGAAAAGGUUGGGAUGGUAUGUAAAAUUAAAACUGUAAACAGUGAUUGUAAGUCAUCU